UCUCCACUGAAGAUAGUUUACAACUUUUUCUUUACAUAUAAUUGAAAAAAAAAAAAAAGAGAGACUUAGUCAUUUCUUUGAUCUUCAUCAUUGGUUGUCAGGUUACAGUGAUUAACUUUAUAGGUUUAGACUAAGCUAUGGGCCCCUCAGUCCCCCAGAACUCCUGUGUUUAUGUAGUAAUCCCCCCUCUCUCGUGUGUGUGUGUGUGUGUGUGUUUUUUCUUCUAGGAAAGUAAAUACUCCCAGUUAUUUACCUAUGAGCAAUUCUAAGAAUUCUCAUUCCUCUCUAGGUUGAGUAACACAGACUGCAUCUUGUGGGCUGACAUAACGCACAUAUGUGCUUUGACUUCUCUUGUAACCAAGAGCUGUUCAACACUGACAGGCGGCACUGUAACCCAAAGAGUACUUUACUGGUAGAUUUCCUAGUUUUUCCAUGACCCUGGCUGAGCAAAUGUUCUUUAGAUUUGACCUAGAAAACCCUUCUUGUGUGUUUUGUAGCUUCACAAGCCACUGCUAAUGUACCUUCUUCACUUGGGCCACCCACCGUGAUUUCUGUUCUGGAUUCCCUGAGCCAAAUACCCUUGAUGGGAUGGUUCAGUGAUGUGGAUGGAUGGCUAUUUGUAUAAGGGCUGAAAACUAGUUUUUUAAAAUGGGAGAGCUGGGCAGUUACUUAUACUCUGAAGCCCUCCUCUUUCUCUGCUGGGGCUUUCCCAGCACUUCCUCAUAGUUCCGUGUAUUUCAGAUAAGAUAUCAUGAUUGUUAGGAAAAAAAAAAAAAAAGAAAGUUAGUUUUUAGCCUUCUGACUUUUUAAGUCAAGUGAGACUUUUAUAAUUUAGUAAAUAGUAGCUCAUUUUUAUGGUAGCUAUUUGAUGAUUUUAAUUCUUGAGCGGCACUGAAGAAAUCCAAAGAAGUUCAGUAGAGAGUAAUAGCUGUAAAGGGAAGAAGGGUGAUUUGUCAAACUUCAGAAUCAACUUUAAAUGUAAAAACAAAAAGAUCAUUCCACCAACUCAAACCACCUCUUCAUGGUCUGAGCCCUUGUUGAGUGAGGAGAGAAAACAUUUACAGAACACCUGGAAAGACCUUUGGGCCUGGAGCUUAGAAAUAUGUGGAAGCCUCAUAUAAUGAGUUCUUUAUUCAUUCGGUGGACAGCCAGGUCACUAAGGAGCACUUUUUGAUAAAUUAGUGACUAAAAUCCCCUUGGGCCAUCUCCUAAAAUGAUCUUUAUCAUAAUAGCUACAGUAAAAAGAAAGAAGGAGAGGUAUUAAUAUGGGUGGAAGUCAGGACAGUUUCCUAAUGCCAUGGCUUACAAUUCUGAGAUUUCUCCAGGCAUCAGGACAUGUGCGCCACAGGACUUUGCUCUCUUAGGAGAUCCUUUAGUUGGUAUCAGAUGUGGCUGUGGAGGGUGCUUUUUAAGCAUUGCUAACUAUGGGUGGGUCCCUCUCAGAAGGAAGGACUGUAAGAGGUAUGAAACUUCUGAGAAAAUGAGCUGUCUUCUCUUACCAAGCGUCUGCAGCCAGCACAGUGCUGUAGGCUUUAGUUGUCUGUCAGUUCCCAAGCUGAGCUGUCUCCUUCAUGGAUAGGAUUUGUUUGUUUAGAAAAAACAACAAACGAAGUUCAUUCUGUUUAUAACUCAGAGCAUUUGUUUUUUCUGCUGUGGCUAAAAUACUUAUUUAUUCUUUCCUAGUGGCGUUAGUCGGGGCGGAGUCAUCACUUGCCUUUCUUUCUUUCAGACCGGAACAUGAACAUUUUGCAGUACUGCCCCUCUUCCGACAUCUGGACGCUGUUUGAAACGUGUGACGUCCACAUUCGCAAGCAGCAGAUGGUGUCUGUGGAAGAGACCAUCUACAUCGUCGGGGGGUGUCUCCACGAGCUGGGGCCCAACCGCAGGAGCAGCCAGAGCGAAGACAUGCUCACCGUGCAGUCCUACAACACCGUCACCCGUCAGUGGCUCUACCUCAAGGAGAACACGUCCAAAUCGGGUCUUAACUUGACUUGUGCGCUCCAUAACGACGGCAUCUACAUCAUGAGCAGAGAUGUCACCCUGUCGACCAGCUUGGAACACCGAGUGUUCCUCAAGUACAACAUCUUUUCAGAUAGUUGGGAAGCAUUUCGGCGUUUUCCAGCUUUUGGACAUAACUUGCUGGUUUCUUCUCUUUAUCUGCCCAAUAAAGCAGAAACAUGACUGAAUUGAAUUAGUAGAUGAAAGAAACCUGGUUCAAGAUUUUUUUUAAAAUGUGGUGUCCCAUUCCAAGGGAGACCGAUUCCUAAAGGGUAAAGAAGGGUUAAAGUAGGUCACAUAUAUACAGUAGCAGCUGUAAAUAAGCUUACUUGAAUUAAUUACUUGAAAACUGUUGGAAAAAAGAGACCAACUUUGUUAUUUUUUAAAUUAUUGAUUUUUAAAUUAUGGGAGCAAAUCCAUCUCCAGACAUGAUACUCGGGCCAAUGACGGAUCAUCAAAAUGUAGAUUCAUUGUGUCUGUGUGGUAAAGGGCCAAAGUCAAUAAUUGGAACAAAUGGUAAAGAUGAUUUUAAAAUCUGUUGUAUUUAGGACCCUUGACAUGUCAUUAGCACCUUAAGUGAGAGGUUUUCUUAUCAAUGUGCUUGACAAGCAUUCAUAUUAACAUACUCGUUCUCUCUUCUCCAUCACCCAUACCCACACAUACAUCUAGUAUGUUUAAAAUAGGGUUCUGUGUUCAGAUAUUUUGUUUGCACACUACUUUUUAGGAAACUUAUAAUGAUGGAGCCCUACAGUGAAUCCUUACCAGUGUUCAGUCCUCCCCAAAACUUGGAUAAAAAUAUUCUCAGCUAUUUUUCCAGCCGUUUUUGCAGUUACAAAUGCUGAAUAAAUAGACUGAUGUAACCUUUUAUUUUAUUUAUGUGGCAGACUGCAUAUUUAUGUGGACACAUAGGUUGCAUUGCUAGGCAUUCUGUAUGGUUUUAAAGAGGAUAUAUUAUUUAGAAAAAUGGAUAUAUGAAUAUUUUUAAAAAUUGAGUCUUAAAUUUAAAUGGGAAGGGAAGAAAACACCAAAUAAGAAAAAAAUUUGCCUUUAAGAGUUACCUUUAUUGAAUGUAUUUGACUUAGUUCUUAUUUUAAGGCUAAAAACACUUUGUCAUAUUUAAGUCAGGCAACUUUCUAAUUUAAUCUUAGCUUUGUAAUUCAUGUUUUUGCUUUUGUAGACUAAGGUAAGGACAGCAUUUAAAUAUUUGUGCUGGAGUGAGGGGAAGACUCUCCUACAGAAGUGGAAUGGUUUCUGGUGGUAUUUCUGAAGUUAGGUAAAGUGCUUUACCUGCCUUGGUUAAUUGAAAUAGAAUUCAGCUCAAGCAGUUGUUUUCACUGAGUGAGUUAACAAUAAAAGCUUCUGCCAGUCAUAGGUCAACAUUCGUCAAAAAUAUAUAUACUCAUACUUAUGGAAAUUUUAUUUUGAUUGAAAACACUCUGAAAUUAUCUGAUAUUUUGUGAUGGAAUCAGUUAAACUGUGAGCUGGAUUCCAUUUUUCUGCAGUAACAGCAGGCAGAACCAUUUCAGUUAGCAUGUGCCUCACUUUAAGAAAGUCCCGUAAGGGGAAAAAAAACUGUCAGAACAAAUUCAUGCAUUCAACAAACACUUACUGAGUGCCUGGAGUAUGCCGUCCACUGUGCAGAUGUAGGUAGGACAGGGGCUAAUCACUUAGAGUUCUUCAGUUUAUUAGCGGAGUCAUUACAGGGUUUCUUUACAACCAUGGCCUCUAGUAUACUUAAAAUAAGGGUCCAGUUAUAAAAAGCCUAUUUGCACAACUUUUUGGGAAUACUUCUAUUAACUAAAAUGAGGUAAGCCAUUAUUUUGGACAUAGAGAUCUUUGUAUCUUAUCACCAAAUAAUCUUAUCUCUAGUCUACUUAUAACUUUGUAAGGGUUUCUAAGCUGUGCCCAUUUAUUCCCAAAUAUUAUGCCCUUAAAAAAUAACCUCUGAACCAAAAUCUUCCCAGGAAUAGUACUUAAUAGAUUUUAAUGUUAAUUUAUAUUCAUUGUAGAAAUGAAUUUCCAGUGACCUAUAAUUUCAUUACAUAUAUUUUAAAAUUUAAUUUAUUUUAGAUGAUGUUAACUUUUUGUUGCUGAAAAGCUGAACUUUUUAAAGACUUAGUCCUAUACAUUUAGAAGAUGAGUCAGUUGAAUUAGUACUGGACAAACAGUUGGAGAUUAGUUUGCACAUAAGCACAUCAUAUCCAAUACAGUAUUCCAGCCAACCAGUUAAUUCUCUUCCUGAUUACAUUCAUUGGGUCUGUUUGCCUAAUGUUGACAAUUAAAUUCUUGGAUCAAGUGGAGGUAUGCUGUGAUCCACAAAGCUCUUUUAUAACCCAGGUUUUGUGUGUGUGUGUGUGUGUGUGUGUGUGUGUGUGUGUGUUUGCAUAUUAUAGACAGACAUCUAACAAGAUUUUGUUAUUCUGGGCUGCCAAGAGUACUUGGGAAAGGUGGACUGUGCAAUAGGAACCGAUCUGUGCAUGUUGUGUCAUCGUCCUUCCUGCUGCGCACAUCAGCUCUGUUGACAUUUCGAAGGGUCGUUUUAAUUUAGCUCUGUUCUCUUGUUGGUGCCAGUAUUACAUUGAAGACUCUCACCUGUGAUAGAGGCAAUGUUGCUUGGAAAAUCUUCCUUCAGGUGGAGCUUGCAGUUAGCUGAGAUUGCGCCAUUGCACUCCAGCCUGGACGACAGUGCAAGACUCUCUCCAAAAAAAAAAAGAAAGAAAGAAAGAAAAAAACCUCCCUUCAUCCCACAGGACUGUCCUUUACUCUUUGAUAGUAUCUCUCUAUUUUCUUCCCAAUUCUCUAAAUACUUUAUCAUUUUCUUCUGAGAUUCUUCUGAGGGAUGCUGACCUCCCACUAUGGGGAAAGGGGUUGCUUGGAGGACCUGGGGUGGCAUUCCCCAACCAGAAGCACCCUAUUUUAUAGAUAGCAGUCUGAAUGGUAGAGAGAGAGUCCUGUGUGUGGGUUGUUAGAAGGUUGGUUCUUCCUGUCAUUCUCUCUGGCUUUCCUUUCAACCCUCGUAGUUUCAGAGGCCUCUCCCCUUAGCAUCCUUUAAAAGGUUUUCUGAUGAACGUGUAAAAGAGUUGAUCAUUUCAACAGUACUGGUUAAGUCACAAUGACGAAGUGCUGAGAAGGUUAUGGGUACCAGGAAGAAACAAACAGAAGUCUUAAGAUUAGAAUGAGAACCAAAGAUAAUUUAACCCUGCCAUUUUUUUUUAACACCAAGAUCCUAAGUUAUUCCAAAUGCCUUAGAUAUCAACAAAAGCUACACACCAUUGAGAUGGGCAAAAUUCUUUCUCUACAGAGGUAGUAAUCAAGUAAAUGCCUGUUCUCUCUCAAUGAAUUGUUGCUUAUUGAGCAUUGUGGGUGAUGUGUUUUCAGAUUUCUAGGUGAAGUUCUGACCCUACCUGUUUGGCCAAAGACAUACAUUGAGAGGAAAGGCCUUGGUCUUCCUGAUCAACCAGCACUUAACGAACAGUGGCUUAAUGCAGAUCACUCAAGAGGCAGCCUAGCAAUGUAAAAGGAGUAUGAGUAGGGGUUGGGUGCCUUUUUCCUAGACCAGGAGUGGGAAAUACAUAACACCUGUGCCACCGCUCUUUUAAGGAGGCAUCAUGAAUGAGUGCAGCAUUCCUGUCCUCUGUGCCAGGAUUUGCUCUUAGAAUCCAUGUCAGAUUGGUGCUUCCAGACAUCUAUUCCCAGUCCAUCAAGUGAAAUGAAGGCUGUUCACCAUCCCUGCCUUAGAGGAGUUGAAGGAAUCAAGUUGGUAGAUACCAACCAAAAUGGCUUUGAAAGCAGUGAGCUGAUUGAGCUCCAGUUCUGUGGUUACCAGAAAUACUGAGUGUCUGUCAUUUGCAAGACAAUGCUAAGAACUGAGAAUACAGACAUAAAUAAGUCAUGGUCCAUGACCUUGAAGAGUUUAUGGCCUUAUAGAGAGGUUCACUGUAAUUGUCUUCACCAGGGCAUCAUCUCAAAAAUGCCCACUUUUGUCUGGCACAUUGGGGCUCGGUGGUCUGGUGGUCCCUUCGGUCUUGGCCCUAUCCUUUGUUUUUGUGAUUUGCUAACAAUCAUCACGAACCAGUUUUGUUUUUCUCUUAAAUUUGAACAUCACAUCCUGUGUUUUAGGUUUUUGCUCUAUGCCUUUUUCUCAUUCCUUUUCAUAGUCUUCUCUGUACUUCUUUUUUUGUGUGUGAAAAAAUGAAAAUCAUAUGUAAUCUGCUUUAUUUAAAAAUGCUCACUAAGCACUGCAGACUUUGCAGUUAGGGGCUCAGCAGCUUGGUCCAGUGAAAAGGAGGAGUGAAGCCAGGGAAGUUAGUAUCCAAGAGGGGCAAGCUGAUUGCAUGUGCAUUUAUACCUAUGCCUUUAAAACAUUCCCAUAAAAAGUAUUAAUAAAUUUCCAUUCCACACUAGGACUGAUGAAAAGGCGGUUGAUUUUGCCUUGUGAUAAUUAUCAAAGGAUAGUUUUUCAUCCUUAGGUUUUAUUCAAAUAAGAGUUUUUUUUAUUUUUAUUUUCUCUGUUAACUUAGGAACACAUCAUAAAUUCACACCAACUGACACAUUGCUGACAUCUGUACUUGACAUAACCAUUUUUAUUCCUACCGGAAGCAUUAAAUAUAAAAGAUGGUUAAUUUUGAAGAGCAAAGGGUGCUGAAAUGACUUGUACGGCUGGCUGGUGCUUUCUUAAAUGGAUUGCCAUAGUUUAGUAAAGAAUGUGAUUUACAUUAUUGUCAUUUUUUCUAUUAAAACCUUAAGAAUGGGGCGCUUUAGCUGUCCCUGCAGUGUUUUCAUAUCUAGUAGUCAUUUUAGGGAAAGUGAUAAUCUGUAAAAUGAAUAGUUAUGUUUUGAUAUGACUGAUACUUUCUUUGUUAAAAGGGUGUAUUAAGUCUUCAAUUUCAAGUGUAGCUUAAAAGUGUAAACAUUAUGUGAUUCAUUUGAAUACAAGAAUGCCUAUGAAGUACUCACUAUAACAGCAUUCCUUUUGUGUUUAGAACUAUAGAAGAAAAUAUCUUCAAAUAAAGUAGUUCUCAGUCA
Messenger RNA from Mandrillus leucophaeus (drill), 7023 nucleotides. Its product is annotated as kelch-like protein 42. Bases 1738 to 2181 code for a protein of 147 amino acids. The transcript is spliced from 2 exons. The record is from RefSeq and is a predicted model, not a curated record. Gene Ontology annotation, molecular function: protein binding. Lineage: Eukaryota; Metazoa; Chordata; Mammalia; Primates; Cercopithecidae.